This is a messenger RNA of Chondrus crispus (carragheen), 627 nucleotides long. RefSeq lists its product as hypothetical. Bases 1 to 627 code for a protein of 208 amino acids. NCBI's taxonomy places the organism in Eukaryota, Rhodophyta, Florideophyceae, Gigartinales, Gigartinaceae. The transcript has 2 exons. The record is from RefSeq and is a predicted model, not a curated record.
AUGCCCUUCUGGCUAACUAACGCGCCAGCGACGUUUCAGAGAGCAAUGGAUAUCCUGCUCUCUUCGUUCCGUUGGAAGUGCUGUUUGGUGUAUCUGGACGACAUAAUGAUUUUUAGCAACUUCUUGGGACUUUGUAAUGUCUACCGCAAAUUCGUUCCCCAUUAUGCGAAAAUCGCGCAUCCGCUCAAUCAACUGUUGAAGAAGGGACAACCGGUCCAGUUGGAAGGAUUCGACGAACCGUGCAAGAAAGCUUUUCAUAAGCUCCAGGACGCCAUCUUGGGACCGCCGGUGUUGGCGCUGCCGAAGAAGAACCUACCCUACUCGGUAGAUGCCGAUGCAAGCGACUACCAAAUAGGCGCUGCACUAUUUCAAACACACCCGGAUGCGCAAAGCAAACCCAUCGGGUUCUUUUCAAGAACGUUAGCCGCAGCCGAGAGAAAUUAUUCUGUAUCAGAAAAAGAAUGUCUAGCGGUAAUUUGGGCCGUACAGACUUUAAGACCAUAUCUAUAUGGCGAGCACUUCAUUGUGCAUACCGACCAUGCCCUCAUUGAGGUGGUUGAUGAACGUAACCGACCCCAGCGGGAGAUUAAUCUGAUGGAGGCUACGCCUCUCGGAAUUCGAUUUUGA